CCUUGACACAAACGUAACAAGAAACGCGAAGCAACGGAUAACCCAAUUCGAAAAUACAAAGGCCAAAACAGAAGGCAGAAAAGAAAGAAAGAAUGGCAAUCCUUUCCUCUUAUCUAAGUCCUCUUACCAUCUCCUUGUCCAUUACAUGUCCAAAUUUCUGUAAUUCCCUCAAUUCUACUGCGUUCCUUCAACAAUCGACAUCUCAUCGGUUUCACAUCCGACCCAUCGCAGCCUCUCAGGUGUGCACGCCCCACGAGGUUGACAAAUCGUCACUCAUAAUAGCAGAAACAGAGGCGGAGGACGAGCUCUGGGCCGCCUCGUGUCUCCGUGUCCGCUCCUUCUAUGAGUUCACGCCUUCCUCUUACGGCCUCCAAGAUCAUAAAAGGUACUUGGCGGAGCGUGAGUUUGAAGCAGUAAAAGAGCGUAUUGCUGGUAAGAGGACAGGCUUUAGAAGAGUUUCUUGCAUAAAUGCUACUCUUCCAUUAUCGCAAUUAUCAAGCUUAUCUGAAGAUUUAUGUGCUGAAUGUAAGUAUACUAAUAAUGGCGAAGAACGAGUAGUAGUUGGAACACUCGAUCUUAAUCAGUGUCUAAGACUACCAGAUGAAAUAACAGGCAAAAAACCUGAGGGUAUUGGAGCUGAUUUUAUGAGGGCAUACCUGAGCAAUGUAUGUGUUGCCAAGGAACUGCAAAGGCGUGGCUUGGGUUAUGAACUUGUCGCAGAGUCAAAAAUAGUAGCUCAAGAAUGGGGCAUAAGUGACUUAUAUGUCCAUGUUGCCGUUGAGAAUGAGCCAGCAAAGAAGUUAUACACAAAGAGUGGCUUCACAUAUGAAAAUGAUGAACCUGCAUGGCAAGCUAGAUUUCUUGACCGGCCGCGAAGGCUUCUACUAUGGAUUGGUAUCUCUGGUGGACACGACUUGUAAUGGCACAGUAAUAAUCUAUCUUGUACUUCACUUUCUUUUUCUUUGUGUAUAUUGAUUCGUGUUUAUAGCAUUAAAACAAUCCCUUUCUUUCACUUCAAAUUGUAAGUUGAGCAUCUAAUCAUUGUUGCAAUGAAAAUAAUUCUUGUUACCACA
Messenger RNA from Hevea brasiliensis (rubber tree), 1073 nucleotides. RefSeq names its product GCN5-related N-acetyltransferase 7, chloroplastic. The transcript has 5 exons. The coding region runs from base 93 to 920 and encodes 275 amino acids. The record is from RefSeq and is a predicted model, not a curated record. Gene Ontology annotation, cellular component: chloroplast. Lineage: Eukaryota; Viridiplantae; Streptophyta; Magnoliopsida; Malpighiales; Euphorbiaceae. Gene Ontology annotation, molecular function: acyltransferase activity, transferring groups other than amino-acyl groups.